AUGGAUGAAUCAAUUGAUGUAAAUGAUGCUCUCACACAUGCUUCCAACCCAGAUAACAACAUAAGGUCAAUAGGAGAAGACAUGCUAAAGCGGCUCCAAAAUCGUGAUCUUCCCAACUUUCUGCUAUAUUUAUCAUCUGAGCUCGUGAGGGAGGGGAUUCCAGAAGAGUCUAGGGUACUUGCUGCCAUCACCCUUAAGAACUCCUUGGACUCGAAGGAUCCUGCACUCAAGGAUGCACACAAGGAUCUAAUUUGUCUAAAAUGGCUCAGCGUGGAUAAAUCUAUCCGAUUAGAGAUUAAGAAUAACUUGCUCAUGACACUAGAAAUUGAUUCAAGGCCAUCUCAUUCAAGGCACCCCUCGUCAAAAGUUAUUGCAGAAGUUAUUGCGAGGGUUGCAUGCAUGGAGAUACCCCGGAAUCAGUGGCUGGACCUUGUUGGUAAAUUAAUGGACAACAUGGCAAGUUUAUCUUCUUCCCUAAAGCAAGCAACUCUAGAGGUGCUCCAGUAUAUCUUCAAGGCAAAGAUCCCUAACGUUGUCAAGCGGGAUCAAGUGGAUGAUGUUAUUGCUAGUGUCAUCAGUGCACUGAACGACGAGGUGCUAGGUUCUCAAGUCCAUCUGGCAGCCCUUAAAGCUUUACACAACAUUUUUGAGUUUACUAAGUUUGAAGGCCAUGAUUGGAGAGGUGCUAUAGAGGCAGUUUUUGCUGUGGCUUAUAGAACAUCUGGAACAGAGAUCCCAGAGGCAGCAUUUGAGUGCCUCGUUGCAAUUGCAUCCACUUGUCAUACCAAAUUCGAACCCGACGUAGAAGUGCUGAUGCGUAUUACAAUGCAAGCUUUGAAUGGAGAUGUGGAAUCACUUAAAGUCCAAUGUAUCAAGUUGUGGAUCACUAUUUGCGAAAAAGAGAUUGAUUGGCUAGAAGAAGAAGAAGAAGAAGAAGAAGAAGAAGAAGAAGAAGAAGAAGAAGAAGAAAAAGAAGAUAAAGAUGAAUCUUACUUUACUGGUCUUCUCUAUUCAUUGGUCCCACUUCUCCUACAAACUUACUUAAAUGAAGAAGAGAGGGAUUUAGAACAAAUGGACAUUUGGAAACAGGGAGAUGAAGAUGAGGGAGAUGGAAACAUUUCUCUGACCGGGGAACAAGAAGAAGAGGGAGAUGAAAAUGUGGAACAAAAGGGAGUAAACCUUGAAGACAAUUGGGAACAAGAGGAAGAUGAGACUUUACAAGUCAUUUCCAUGACAUGCCUAGGCCUUGCAGCUAGAAUUCUGAAGGGUGGAGUUGUCCCCACUGUGAUGCAUUUUGUUGAGGAGAACAUGAAUGGGCCACAUAAGAUAGCUGCAUUGUCUCCAUUAGGUUUUAUCCUCGAAGGUCCCUCAGUCAAGCAGCUUGCUCCUCUAGUUGAUUUAUUGCUUGCCUUGAUGGAAUAUCAGGCGGAAGGUGUAAGAGGCAGGGCUGCAUGGACUCUUGGGCGGCUGUUUGAGCUUGUGGAUGCACAUAGAAUCAUGAGAAAUGAGGUGGUGUCCCUGGAUAGGAUCAUGGAGCUCUUGAUAGAGAGGAGCUGUGAUGUCCCUCAAGUGUCCAUUGAAGUGCAUGGAGCUCUAUAUUUUCUUGCACGAGGUUAUGGAGAAGAUGCAAAGUCAGGGUCAAAGUCAAAUUCAUGUGAGCUUUCACCUUUUGUUAAGCCUCUUAUUGAUGCUCUCAUGCGUGCUUCCGAUCUGGCUAGGGAGACCCCUUUUAGUUUCCUAGCAUCUCCUUAUAAAGCAUUGAGUGAGAUUGUGGAAGUUAGUGACACCCGGGACUUACAAGUUUGGGAGGCUCUUAUGGGCUUGAUGUCUCAUAUCAUGAGGAGAUUCAACAUUGUGCUUCAUGGUCAUGGUGCAAUUUCAUCUCUUCAGAGGAAGAACCAACUUGAGGUCUUGUUGUGUGGUCUAGUUGAAGUCUUAAUCCACAAGCUUGGAGAUACACUUGAGGGGUCUGCUAAAUGUUUGUUGCUGUUAUUGUGCCCUCUCUUAACCCGUGAGAGUACAAGUGCACGUAAUGGAGCAGCCCUUGCCAUUGGUGCUCUUGCUCAUGCCAUUGGUGCUGAUUUUGGACAACACAUGCCUAUGGUGCUACAAUAUUUCAGUGUGAAGCGACUCUCUCCACUUUAUUUAGAAGUUAUAUGUGAUAUAUGCCAUGUCUUGGGAAAAGAGGGAAAAGAGGAAGAAGUUGUGCCGUGCUUUGAUCAUAUUAUGGAAGUUCUGUAUCAAGGUAUGGUAGAAUUGACACUUCAACCUCUAAUUCUAUCAAGCAUUGGACAGAUUGCUCUUUCUCUUGGUGAGAAGUUUGAGAAGUACCUGCCUCCAGUUAUGGAAAAGCUUUUAGUUAUGGAAAAGGCUGUUCAACUCGAUCAGGAUCCUCAUGAGGAUCAUAGUAACAAGGUUAGAGAGGCAAUAUGUAAGGCCUACCAUGGCAUAAUAAGGGGAAUAAGUGAUGCAAAGUCUGGAUUCAAGGUAGGAAUGGCUCUACUUGAAUUCAGUGAACAGGAGAGAAAGAGAAGGGAGAGAAGGACCGUGACAGCAAGGGACGAAAGGAUCAUGACAGCACUAGUUGAUGCCUUGUCUCAGCUUCCUCCUAGAGUGGGCGUUUGGUCAGAGGCGUUUAUUCUAUCGGUGCAGCAAGCAAAUAUUUAUUAG
Molecule: messenger RNA, 2670 nt
Organism: Triticum turgidum subsp. durum (durum wheat)
Lineage: Eukaryota; Viridiplantae; Streptophyta; Magnoliopsida; Poales; Poaceae
Source: the annotation of a GenBank genome assembly